Molecule: messenger RNA, 1869 nt
Organism: Sinocyclocheilus anshuiensis
Lineage: Eukaryota; Metazoa; Chordata; Actinopteri; Cypriniformes; Cyprinidae
Product: CCR4-NOT transcription complex subunit 11
Exons: 8
Coding region: 315-1649 (444 amino acids)
Cellular component (GO): CCR4-NOT complex
Source: RefSeq, a predicted model, not a curated record
GUUCGAAGUAUGAGAUUAUAGAAGUUCGAUUUGGAGUCCGUAUUGAUUGAACUACAUCUCCCAUAAUUCCGUUCGCCGCACCGGAAGCGCUCGCUCACACAGGCGACGGUUACGAGUGAAGAAGUUAUUCAGAUUGUCAAACAGAAAAAGAGUGAAACGACUGAAGUGUUAUCGCGUAUAAUCGCUCAUAUACACGCUAUAUCAGUGCUGGAGCGGCGUCUGUUCUCGCUGAAUAUCCAUGAGCCGGCGGGACGGUUUAAAUGAGCUCCACUCAGUUCUCCCGUUGAUCCAGUGGCUCGUCUGACUGAAGCAUCAUGACUCUGGCUCCUAAAGAGCUGUCUAAUCUGCUGGGCAUCAUGUCGGAUGACGCCUGCAGCAACAGCUUCGAGCAGCUCUCCACAGCCUUCCACCACUGCUUCGGGAAAGCCGAGCACUUCCGCGUGGGUUCGGUUCUGGUGAUGCUUCUGCAGCAGCCCGACCUGCUUCCCAGCGCUCCUCAGCGGCUGACCGCUCUCUAUCUGCUGUGGGAGAUGUACCGCACCGAGCCGCUGGCCGCUAACCCCUUCGCCGCGGUGUUUGCGCACCUACUGAACCCGUCGACCGCGGCAGAGGAGCAGGAGACGCUCUCAGGUUUUCUUCCUCCCAUCACGCUGCCGGAGAAGUACUUCCUGUCUCAGCUGAUGCUCGCUCCGCCGCGAGAGCUCUUCAAGAAGACGCCGAGACAAGUGUCCAGCAUGGACAUGAGCUCCACACCGCAGACCAUAGACAUCAGCGGACUGCAGCUGGCGCUCGCCGAGCGUCAGUCGGAGCUGCCCACUCAGAGUAAGGCCAGUUUUCCCAGCCUGCUCAGCGACCCUGACCCAGACUCCUCUAACUCAGGCUUCGACAGCUCCGUGGCCAAUCAGAUCACAGAGUCUCUGGUGACCGGCCCGCGGCCGCCUCUGGAGAGCCACUUCCGGCCCGAGUUCAUCCGGCCCGCUCCGCCGCUGCUGGUGUGUGAGGACGAGCUGUCGUGGCUCAACCCGUGUGAGCCGGAUCACCGGAUACAGUGGGACCGGUCCAUGUGUGUGCGCAACGGCACGGGAGUGGAGAUCAAGCGCAUCAUGGCCAAAGCCUUCAAGAGUCCGCUAUCAGCAGCACAGCAGACGCAGCUGCUUGGUGAACUGGAGAAGGACCCAAAGCUGGUUUAUCACAUCGGUCUGACUCCAGCCAAACUACCGGACCUGGUUGAGAACAACCCUCUGGUGGCCAUCGAGAUGCUCCUGAAGCUGAUGUCCUCCAGCCAGAUCACGGAGUAUUUCUCUGUCCUGGUCAACAUGGACAUGUCGCUGCACUCCAUGGAGGUGGUCAACAGAUUAACCACAGCAGUGGAUCUUCCUCCUGAGUUCAUCCAUCUCUACAUCUCCAACUGCAUCUCCACGUGUGAGCAGAUCAAAGACAAAUACAUGCAGAACCGUCUGGUGCGUCUGGUGUGCGUCUUCCUCCAGUCCCUCAUCAGGAAUAAGAUCAUUAAUGUUCAGGAUCUGUUCAUCGAGGUGCAGGCCUUCUGCAUCGAGUUCAGCCGAAUCCGUGAGGCCGCCGGUCUCUUCCGCCUCCUCAAGACUCUGGAUAACGGAGAGAUGCCAGCCGAGGGCAAGACGGCCAAAUGAACUCAAGGACUAAAGCUGAGUCUCUCCUCUAUUAAAGCACAUGAGUUCAGCCUUUCAGCUCACAGAAGACGCCAGACUCAACGGCGUACGAACUCCAUCUGUUUUCUGUUCUUACAUGUACAACAUGCUCUGCUAUCGUGACCUGUUUUGAUCCCAAACGCCAUAUUUUUUUGUCCAUUAAAGUGAUGGUUACUUGUACGCUCUCAGACGACGUGCUUCA